UCCUGGUCUCCUCAUCUUAACUUCCUCUGACGUUCAUUUUGGCGUUCAGAAGCAGCGUUUCAUAUCAAAUCCUCAAGAUGAUUGUCGCUCGAGUCUCUCCAUGUCGUUUCCCGCUGGCAGCGCAUCCAGCAAUAGCAGUCGUUGUACGUCAGAAGAUUGGGUUCAACAAGCCAGCGGCUUAACAAUAGCUGCCCCUCUCAAGAUCGGAGGGUCAGUCAUGGCUACAGAUACCAGAAACGAACUCAUUGCCACGCCCUCGUCCGUGUCCUCAAAACCGCAACUUACUCCAUUAAACACUUCUUUUGACUCGAGUUUGCGUGGUUACCCGAACCAUAAUGCUCCUAUGGAUGGUAUACAACACGAUUCGACUUCAGUAGAACACUCCGCUUCAUCCGAGUCUCUACCACGCGCUUUUCCUCACAUUCCGCCUAGUAUCAGUGUUCAGCCUCCAACCCCUGACAUGCCGGCCGCCCACCUGAUAUUUACUCGCUCCUCGACUCCGUUGUCUGACAGUAGCAUGUCAAUAUCAACCUCACCAGUGUCGUUCACCAGUUCACCACUUCGGCGUAAGUUUACCAUGGGUCCCCGGGCGGACUGUGAAAAAUGUCGAUUGGGAGUCAAAGGCCAUUCGGUGCACCUUGAUUAGAUUUCCGCGGUGGUCGAGGGUCCACCUACUUACGAUUUAGCAGCCGGUCUCCUGAUUUCUAGGAUAGAGAAGCCAUAGUAAUAAUUUGUAUCAUAGUCCACGAGCGUCAAGUAACCAUUUUACAGCAGUUUGCAG
Marasmius oreades (fairy-ring Marasmius) is the source of this 781-nucleotide messenger RNA. RefSeq lists its product as uncharacterized. NCBI's taxonomy places the organism in Eukaryota, Fungi, Basidiomycota, Agaricomycetes, Agaricales, Marasmiaceae. The transcript is spliced from 2 exons. The record is from RefSeq and is a predicted model, not a curated record. The coding region runs from base 101 to 646 and encodes 181 amino acids.